AUGAAUAAGUACACUGUUACUUACGGAUUAGUACCACCUCAGAGCACCAAUAUACAUGAGUCGCACAUUCUUCCUGUAACGAAGAUUGUUCAAUCUCGAAGCUACUCAAACUUGAUUCUAACAUGCGGAAGAGAUGGUACUGUUAUAAAGCACACCGAAAAGGGCGGGGUAUGGCAAAGGCUGAGAAUGCAGACCAGUAGUGAUUGGGUCAGCGACAUAGUAGAGUUGGACCAUGACCGCUUCAUAGUAGUGAGCCAUGAUUUCUUCGUUUGUCUCGUAACGCUGAACCCAGAGAACGAUACUUGGACCAGCCGGAUGAUAGGCUAUCAUGAUGAUUAUGUGAAGUGUGUCGCAGCUCUCGAUAAAUCAGGGUCGGAUGAUUGGACAUUUGCUACUUGUGGCCUCGACAUGAAGGUCAAGAUUUGGAGGUUGCUAGAAAACGGCUCAUCUACGUUGCUGCACACUGUUGACAAUAGCCAGCCCGAAGGAACUGGGUCUUUAUACGCAAUGAUCUCAAUACCUGUGGGGGAUCUACCGUUUGACUUAGUAGCUGGUGACAACAACGGAAACCUGAUACUUAUAUCCAGCGAAUCAGGCGGGAAAAACUGCCUAAUCUCUUCUGCGCAUGAUACCAACAUUAAACAACUUCAUUUGAUGAAUGACGGCUCUUAUAUUAUCAGCACAAGUGCUGAUGGUGUUAUAAAGCUCUGGGAUACUCGAAAAUUACACAUCAGCGGCGGUUCAGAAGCCCUAGUGCAUUCCUGGAAAUGGGAAUCCCCUGUAUGGUGCAUUCAAGGCACGGUCUUUAACCAGUUUACUGUGGGCGAUUCGCGUGGUGUUAUUACGAGAGUAAGCAUAUUGGAUGACGCAUGGGAUUCCCCGCAAUUGACGACUAUUGUCUCACCGCCACAAACCACUACCAAAGGUAUACUAGCGAUGCUCGACCGUGGUGACGAUAAACUCUGGUACUCUUACUCUGGAGAUUCAAAUUUGCAUACACUUGAUACAAAAACUGGCAUAGUGGAAACAUUGAAAGGCGGGUAUGCUUUGCUGAAAAGUUCCCUACUCACAAACAGACGACAAGUCAUAACUCAGAAUACUGAAAGCACUAUUCAAAAAUGGGACAUUGUAUCUUGCGAGCUGCUGGAAACAUUCGACGCUGCAAUGGGAAAUUUUGAUGACAUGGUCAGUAGUCACAACACAAAGGAGAUUUUGCCGCACUGGUGCUCAGUUUCCAUCAAAACUGGUAAACUAUUCGUCAAACUUUCGCCAAAAUUCUUGAGUACCGAGGUAUACGGAAGCGCCCUUGAGCAUUACAAUGUCGUAAACGAUAUCAAAAUAGAAAUUGAUGAGCGUUAUAACCUAGGAAGGAUCGCUUUGAAUUCUCUUCUUAAUGAAUUUAUAUCCUACAUCAUCGCAAAGGAUAAAAGUUUCAGAAAAGAGCUUGUAGCCAAGAAGAGCUCAGUACCAGGGUCUCCAUCUCAGGCUCCAACAGAUUCUUCGCAAAGCGAAACUAUCAGACCGUCCUUUAAAGACAAACGAAGGCUUUCCUUGUUCACGAAGUUGUCGACGAAUAACAAACAGUCGCCAACACUCACGUCACUUCCAAACACGCCUCUAAUGCUCGAAGGAUCUUCGAUACCCACAGAUGAUUCUUUCGCUUUGCCGCCUCCUGCAACGGCGCCACAGGAUUCUGACUCUGCCAAAUCUGCAAAGCCCGAGCUACCUAAAGCUCCCCUACUGGCAAAGAGGUCAGCAAGCACAGGAUCUCUUCUUGCCCAAAAGCUAAAAUUGCUCUCUACCAAUACGAGUAGCCAGGCGUCAAAUUCUAGUGAUGUAGGGAAUCAAACUUCAGAAAAUAAAACUGCGCCAGUAGAGAAUGUGCCUCAGACAUCUGGCGAGGAUUUGGAAGGUCUGAAGUGGAGUACUCUUAACAAUCAUCAAAACGACGAAAAGAAGCUAAUUGAAGGUAACUCCGAACAUGAUAAGGAUGCCAAAGUUGGAUCCGAUAGUUCAGAGCAGAAGCAAAAGUUCCUAUCUGACUUUCUCGUGAAGUUGCGGGACGAAUACAUUAAGGAAUUUGAUGCAACGACAUCUUUUAAAAUUUUGGGACGCAAACCGCCCAGCUCUAAAAUAACGAGAGAAGACAAAUCUCCUAUCAUCGAAAUCAAAGCCGGUGUUUUAUUACUAGUGAACUGUUGGAAAGAGGGGUCUUCUGGUGACACUGUUUGUUUUUCAACCUACUUACCUGCUCCACAAUAUGACGAUACAGGGCGUUCUGACAAAACUCGCGAUCAUCAGAUAUUCGACAGUCUGGAGAGCAACCUCCCAUAUUGGACUGCUCAGGCACUGUUUAAGGAUGAGAAAACUGCGAAAGAUUACCCCAAAUUGACCUUUGUUCUGAAACCGUGGCAGAAUCCUGACCUACAGCAUAAUCCAGAGCCCGCUCACACUUCCGAGGAGUCUCAAACACAUCACAAUCAUCAUCAUUUGUCUUUCCACCGUCAUAAGCACAAUGACCGCAAUAACGAGCGUAAACCUAAACCCCUACCAAUUGUGGCAGACGCCUAUACCAAAUUACACGCGCCUAGCAUGAUUAAAGUAAAGAAAAUUUUGAACUAUGUGGUGGAUCGGUUUGACACCAAAACUCCGGAGAUGAAGGCUCGGACCCCAAUUACCGAAUGGCUCGAAAUUAUGUGCAAAAAUCAGUUGCUUGAUAACGAGAUGGCGCUCAGCAGUGUCAAGACAUUAUACUGGAAGUCCCAAGGUGAUAUUAUACUGGAAUACCGUAGAAAAGCAAAUCGCACCGACUAG
Lachancea nothofagi CBS 11611 is the source of this 2814-nucleotide messenger RNA. NCBI's taxonomy places the organism in Eukaryota, Fungi, Ascomycota, Saccharomycetes, Saccharomycetales, Saccharomycetaceae. The record is from the annotation of a GenBank genome assembly.